AUGGAAAACUUUUCUUACCCGCACCGAAAACGCACAGCGAACUUGAUGGGCUUCCUCGAACACAUCGGCAACAGCCUGACGUCGAUACAGCCGUGGCGAGAGUUCCCGCCCGGCCACCCGAGACACGGAGAACCGCCGCCGACGCCAGAGGAAGAGCGGCGACGCUUGAGUCGGCUGAGAGUGCUGCGGUUCGCGCUUACCCUCGUCGUUGCUUACGCUGGUUUCCGGGUAUCUCGCGCAUUACACCGACUCAUCUCUGGGCGACAUCGACCAAGACCAGCGAUCGCGCAAGCAUCCUUGGAAGACAUUUACAGCUUACAGCAGCGGGGGGGCGUAGGCGGUGGAAACGGACGAGCGAAUGCGGCGGCUGGGGCGGCAGAUAGAAUGGGUAGACGUCAACAGAGGGGGAGGGUGGGGUGGGGGGGUGGGGGGUCCGCUGUUUCCGGGGCGGGAGCUGGAGGCGGGGGCUUUGGAGGUAGCGGGGAGGGGUUCGAUGGGACGGAUCCUUGGAGCGGGUUUUGA
Messenger RNA from Ectocarpus siliculosus, 522 nucleotides. Lineage: Eukaryota; Phaeophyceae; Ectocarpales; Ectocarpaceae. The record is from the annotation of a GenBank genome assembly.